Molecule: messenger RNA, 633 nt
Organism: Exophiala bonariae
Lineage: Eukaryota; Fungi; Ascomycota; Eurotiomycetes; Chaetothyriales; Herpotrichiellaceae
Exons: 1
Coding region: 1-633 (210 amino acids)
Biological process (GO): negative regulation of protein kinase activity
Cellular component (GO): nucleolus
Molecular function (GO): protein kinase binding; double-stranded RNA binding; protein kinase inhibitor activity
Source: RefSeq, a predicted model, not a curated record
AUGUCCGAGCCAAUUCCUGAAUCAAUCCCAACCUCAGCGGAUCCACGAUCGCGACGACCCAUCAAACGCGCGCGCGGCGCCAACACCGCACUCACAUCCCAAGCCAACGAGAUUGAUAACCUCUUCCUCGACCCCAACAGACAAGUGACCAUCCCACCAGUAUCUGGCUCCACAAAGUCCAGCCUGCCCGCACCCCCCGAGAUUGUCGCAAACGUGCAGGGCUCGUCAGCUGGCGCGGGCAGUGGAGAGUUUCACGUCUACAAGGCCAGCAGGCGCAGGGAGUAUGAGAGGUUGAGGGUUAUGGAUGAGGAGGCGAAGAAAGAAGAAGACGACGAGAAGUGGGCGAGGGAGGAGCGGGAGAGGAGGGAGAGGGAUGAAGAGCGCACGCGGAAGAAGCGCGAAAAGAGAAACAAAAAGAAGAAUGGUGGGAAAGGCAAAACGAAUGGGAACGGUGUCACAGCGAAAUCUAUGAGCCUUGAUGCAGAGAAACUGAAUGGGGAUGAUGCGACGAAGAAGAAAGCACCCAAUUUGCAGGUCCCGAGAAGAGGAAGUCGAGAUGAAGACCACGGAAGUGAUUUUGGUGUUGCUGAUGUGGUCAAGGAGGUCGGCAUCACGAUUCACGACGAUGAUUGA